AUGGUGAAACUGCCAGUGGCGUUGGGUGCAGCAGCAAGAGCCAUCGUGCAUGCAAACGGCAGCAGCAGCAGCAGCAGCACCGCGGCAGCCGUGUCACCAGUAGUAGCAGCAGCAGCAGAAACAGACACAGCAACAGCAACAACAGCAACAGCAACAGUUGCAGCAACAGCUGCAGCAGCUGCAGCAACGGGUGCAGCAGCAGCAGCAGCAGCAGCAAUUGGUGUGCUCGGUGAUAAACUAGUGGACCUGUCGGCAGCAAGCUGA
Molecule: messenger RNA, 264 nt
Organism: Eimeria tenella
Lineage: Eukaryota; Apicomplexa; Conoidasida; Eucoccidiorida; Eimeriidae
Exons: 1
Coding region: 1-264 (87 amino acids)
Source: RefSeq, a predicted model, not a curated record